Molecule: messenger RNA, 950 nt
Organism: Jaminaea rosea
Lineage: Eukaryota; Fungi; Basidiomycota; Exobasidiomycetes; Microstromatales
Exons: 3
Coding region: 439-777 (112 amino acids)
Source: RefSeq, a predicted model, not a curated record
UACGCAUCAUCAAAGGCCAUGCUGGACGUCCGGCACUUAUCUUGAGCAUCAUAUGUCCUGCCGCGAGCACUUACGCGCCGCACAGCAAGCCUUGUGAUUGCUGUGUGCAAGCUCUCAGCACUCCAAAGAACGUUCUCAAUGGGCGUCAAAUGGUUGGUUUCUCGAUAUGGUUGGUCAGGCACGAAAUGUGCCGAAGGGUGACCGAGGAGAGGUACCACCGCAGGUGAUUAAGCCACGACCGCAACUGGAUGUCGUGCCCACAGUCUUCUCUCACAUUCGCUCUGGACAGUCUCGAUACGAAGACUGCGGCUCGACCUCCUCCCACUGUCCUCCUUUGACUCUCCUCCCUUCACAGACACCGACAGAUCCCAGAUUGCGUGAAGUGCCAAUAUCGCCCCCUUUGAAACGACAUAUCCUUUCCCAACGCCUCCGCAGAAGAUGCUCCCGCCCACGCAACCGGCCGGCACGGCUUUGAUGCUCUCUGUGCUUCUUUGGUCCCUCGUAGCGCAGGCCACUUUCCUGGGAAGGUGCUUCGGUUCGUGGGACUGCACUGGCAAGGGCCACAAGAUCUACGGCCACGCCAUUGGGAACAAAACUCUUACCAACUGUCAGAGCUUCAAGUGCGCUGUCAUCGUAGACAGGACGUGCAACUCCGACGACUGUUCCAAUGAUUGCGUGACGGAUGCUUUCCAAGCUGGUGACUGCAUCGCAGACGCCGACCAGAGGAAUCCAGUGCGCUGUGUCCAUGUAGGGAGCGCACUUGUUCUCGACGAUUAGGGCAAGCUCGAGGAUGGAUUUCGCUACUCAUCCUCCUAAUCUUCCAGCCGCAGCUGAGCUGUCAUUCACGCACGUUCAUUCUCUACCCUGCUCUCAUUUGAGUGCCGCCCAUCUACUUGUCAGUAGCCUCAUGCACUGCUGCGAUUCAAUGCUCGCUUUUAGAGCGGCAUAUU